Messenger RNA from Phodopus roborovskii (desert hamster), 602 nucleotides. Its product is annotated as testis-specific protein TSX-like. The transcript is spliced from 7 exons. The record is from RefSeq and is a predicted model, not a curated record. NCBI's taxonomy places the organism in Eukaryota, Metazoa, Chordata, Mammalia, Rodentia, Cricetidae.
CACCUAGACUUGGGUAUCAGCUCCUUCAACAGCCCCCCCCCCAAUUCUGUUCCCAAACGCAGAAGCCUAAUCCCACAACCAUGUCUGAAGAGCAAAUCCCCCAAACAUCUGAAGCAGAAUGCAGCGCAAUGGUUUUCCCAGAAUUUGAAGAUGAGGAACGCUGGCUUUUCAAAGUGUUGGGAAUCAAGCCAAGACCCUCCUCAGCACUGGAUGAUGGCACCAACAAUAAGCAGGAGGACGAAUCACUGGAGUAAGUUUCACUUAUUCGCCUGCAAGAUAGUCUUCAAGAGAACAAAAUCAACAGUACCGAUGAUAGCAACACUUACCAAGCUCCAUGUACUGAAGAAGAUGAUGAGACAAGCCACAGUGACAGCGAUAUUGACGAUAACGUGAAAGUUAUCAUUGGCAACAUAAAAACAAACCCCUCCAUGUAUAUGGAAAUGCUCAAUAAUCUAAACUCGAAAGCUGAGCAAGAUGGGGAAAUAACUGCAUCAGAUAAUGCCAUGAAUCCAACCGAUUAAACGAGGAUCAGAAACACCUAUCCUCAUGCAUAAAUGCAGUUGUAAUGAAAACAAAAACCAAACUUGUUUUUAAAGACAAUG